Molecule: messenger RNA, 810 nt
Organism: Plasmodium knowlesi strain H
Lineage: Eukaryota; Apicomplexa; Aconoidasida; Haemosporida; Plasmodiidae
Product: eukaryotic translation initiation factor 3 subunit G, putative
Exons: 9
Coding region: 1-810 (269 amino acids)
Cellular component (GO): cytoplasm; eukaryotic translation initiation factor 3 complex
Molecular function (GO): RNA binding; translation initiation factor activity
Source: RefSeq, a predicted model, not a curated record
AUGAUACAAGCAGAGAGGAAAAACUGGGUGGACAUCGACGUAGAAGAUGAAGAGUCGCAGAAUGAAAAUGAAAACAAACAGAAAUGGGAAGACAUAGACGCAGAGGACGACCUGGAAAGUAACAAGAAGUUGUCCUACUUUACCAAUUACGAAAAUGGGAUCAAGGUCGUCACGAAGUAUUCGGAGAAUCUGAAGAAGCAAACGGUGAAGGUUACCAAGAAAAUAAAAGAAGUGGUGAUCAAAAAAAAACUAAACAAGGAAAUCAACAACAGACUCAACUUGAAGAACUUUAACAUCGACACCUGUAGCUCCGUCAUUGUCGAACCGACAGAUGUUGUAAACAUUGAAGUACCCAAGAACAACCUCCUCGAUUUCCUCAAGGGAACAGAGUACGACUACCUGUUUACGGAGCAGGCCGACAAGACUGCGAAGGACUUGAAGAACAGAUUUAAAAUAUUUAAGGAUGAAGAUGUGGAGGAAGUUAAACCGGAGGAUCCCAACAAAUUGGGCGCCAAGAGAGAAAUGCUAUUCUAUCGAUCACAUGAGACCCAAAACAAGGAGUGCACUGUUCGUGUGACAAACUUAAGCGAAGAAGUCAACGAAAGCGAGCUGUCCAACCUCUUUGGACGCGUUGGGCAAAUAUCCAGGAUGUUCCUGGCCAAGCAUAAGGAAACGCAAAAUUCGAAGGGAUUUGCCUUCAUCACUUAUUCCAAUAGGGAAGAAGCAAAGAGGGCCAUCGAGAAGUUGAACAGGCACGGAUUUGAAAACCUGUUGCUAAGCGUGGAAUGGGCCAAGCCGUCCAACCGAUGA